AUGAACAACAACAAACCCAACAAACCAAAGAACGCCGAUGGCACGAAGAACGCCAAGGGCACAUCCCCCUCCAAGCCUCACUCUGUCUUUUUUGACGAGGAUGGAAAUGCUAUCACCUCUGCCGAUGCCGCUAGCCGCCCCAUUGUCAGACUUGGCAAGGACAGCACAAUCAUUCUUGGUCCCUGCCCUCCUGCUGUCGCUGUCACUACCCCUCUUCGCGCCGCCGAUGGCACGCGCAUUGCCUACGACACCCCCCCUCAUCAGCUGCCCGGUCAUACCCCCAAGGCCCCAGCUUCGGACAGUCAGAUGUCCAGUCAGAGCGUUGGGUAUGACGACCUCCACAUCAUUAGGGGAAUUCGAUUUGGCAUUCUUAAACUUGCGCUCUUAAACUGGUGGCCUCAGGGCCACAGGGAUAAGCACAUGGCUGGCCCUGCAGAGGUCUGGACCCAAUUAGAUCCCGUCUGUCUAGAACGCGUCGGCCAUCAGUGA
Molecule: messenger RNA, 489 nt
Organism: Cryptococcus amylolentus CBS 6039
Lineage: Eukaryota; Fungi; Basidiomycota; Tremellomycetes; Tremellales; Cryptococcaceae
Exons: 1
Coding region: 1-489 (162 amino acids)
Source: RefSeq, a predicted model, not a curated record